Mesoplodon densirostris (Blainville's beaked whale) is the source of this 1950-nucleotide messenger RNA. It is a transcript of the gene PPT2, whose product is annotated as palmitoyl-protein thioesterase 2. The transcript has 10 exons. Gene Ontology annotation, cellular component: lysosome. NCBI's taxonomy places the organism in Eukaryota, Metazoa, Chordata, Mammalia, Artiodactyla, Ziphiidae. Bases 219 to 1295 code for a protein of 358 amino acids. Gene Ontology annotation, molecular function: palmitoyl hydrolase activity; thiolester hydrolase activity. The record is from RefSeq and is a predicted model, not a curated record.
CUGGUGGAAAGACUCAUCCGAAAGCAAAAGAGCCUGAGUCAGCGCUGCCCUAGGGGCCCUCCGCCCCUGGGGGGCGGGGGUGUGUCACAGAUGGGCCCCGGAGUAAAGUAGGGCAGAAGAAACUGGGCCAAGCUGCACUUUUACCUCGAGGGGCCUCGAGGGCUCUCCGUGUCUCUGGAAACAAGGGCACUACAAGCACUUCAGGAUGAAGAGUUGACAUGUUUGCUGCUUCUGCCUCUCCCCGCCGGUCUAAGUGGAUCGCUCCACCUAUUUCCUCCCCCGCUCUUUGGGCGCAAUGGAUUGUUCCAUUACCCCUCCAGUCUCGGGCCUGCGUUGCGGGGGACACUGGCACGGUCCUCAUCGCCCCCUUCUCAGGCGGGAGCAUGCUGGGGCUCCUGGGGCUGCGGCUCCCCCCGGCGGGGUUCCUGCUCCUGUUGCCAUUACUGCUGCUGCUGCUGCUUCCCGCAACCCCCGCGCCCCAUCGGGCUUCCUACAAGCCGGUCAUCGUGGUGCAUGGGCUCUUUGACAGCUCGUACAGCUUCCGCCACCUGCUGGAAUACAUCAACGAGACACACCCUGGGACUGUGGUGACAGUGCUCGAUCUCUUCGAUGGGAGAGAGAGUUUGCGGCCCCUGUGGGAACAGGUGCAAGGGUUCCGAGAGGCUGUGGCCCCCAUCAUGGCAAAGGCCCCUCAAGGGGUGCACCUCAUCUGCUACUCGCAGGGGGGCCUGGUAUGCCGGGCACUGCUGUCUGUGAUGGAUGAACACAAUGUGGAUUCUUUCAUCUCUCUCUCCUCUCCACAGAUGGGACAGUAUGGAGACACGGACUAUUUGAAGUGGCUGUUCCCCACCUCCAUGAGGUCUAACCUCUACCGCAUCUGCUAUAGCCCCUGGGGCCAGGAAUUCUCCAUCUGCAACUACUGGCAUGACCCCCACCAUGAUGACUUGUACCUCAAUGCCAGCAGCUUCCUGGCCCUGAUCAAUGGGGAAAGAGACCAUCCCAAUGCCACUGCUUGGCGGAAGAACUUUCUUCGUGUGGGCCGCCUGGUGCUGAUUGGGGGCCCUGAUGAUGGUGUCAUUACCCCCUGGCAGUCCAGCUUCUUUGGAUUCUAUGAUGCAAAUGAGACGGUCUUGGAGAUGGAGGAGCAACUGGUUUAUCUGCGGGAUUCUUUUGGGUUGAAGACUCUCCUGGCGCGGGGGGCCAUAGUGAGGUGUCCAAUGGCUGGGAUCUCCCACACGGCCUGGCACUCCAACCGUACCCUUUAUGAGACCUGCAUUGAACCUUGGCUCUCCUGAGGGAUCCCUCAGGAACUCCCCAGCCCAGAGACCAGGUGGUAGCCUUGGCUGUCAGGCCCUGGUGUGCCCGUGACCACCUCAUCGCUCCCCCACUGCCCCCACCAACCAGGGCUCCCAGGGCCCCUCCCUCCGCUCCUCUGUGAAAGGCAAAUCCUGGUUUCCGCCAUCUCGUGUCCUCUCGUUUGGGGCUCGCUGCGAGCUCCCCCAUCCUCUUAAGGCCAAGCUUGGGAAGUGAGAAGCCAGGUUUACUCGUGGCUGCUCCUCGACUCUGGCUGGAGACGCAGAACCCAGCCCCUGCCCACCACAGGGGUCUCCUUCCAGGCCACUCAGGACAUUUUUAGCUUCUGUUUUCCCCAUGUUCCCUGUUCGUCUGAACUCCCCUGUUGUGAGCCCUCCCAAACCCCAGGAAGGACCACCCAUAGAGUGGGGUUCUGAGGCUCCCCUAUGGGGACAUUUCCGUUCUUGAAGUGUCAGUGUUGGGGAAUAUCUGUGGCCCAUGAGGCCCAUCUCAGGUGUGGGGAUCCCCCAGUCCCUAUGUUCAGUAUUGGGGUGCCCUUGGGGAGCUCAGUUUCUUUGAGGCUCCAGCCCCUCUUUUAGCUACCCUUGAAUGGGUGUUACCCCUGUAUUUAUGGAAAUAAAGAUCCAUUUACUCAGU